This is a messenger RNA of Coccidioides immitis RS, 1638 nucleotides long. RefSeq lists its product as uncharacterized. Gene Ontology annotation, biological process: transmembrane transport. The record is from RefSeq and is a predicted model, not a curated record. The transcript is spliced from 7 exons. Lineage: Eukaryota; Fungi; Ascomycota; Eurotiomycetes; Onygenales; Onygenaceae. The coding region runs from base 358 to 1638 and encodes 426 amino acids. Gene Ontology annotation, molecular function: transmembrane transporter activity. Gene Ontology annotation, cellular component: membrane.
AUCUUCAUUUAUACCUCUCGAUUUCGAACAAAGAGGGAGAAAAUAUUUGGAAAUACUUAAACGUGGUUGGCUGGAGAUGAGUUACAUUCCUGUCGAGGGCUCAAAUGCCUUUCAAUUUCGAGGAUCCGUGGAUACGAACUCAACACAUACCAUAUUGUCGGUGAUGGCUCAGGUCCUUCAUUCACUGUCUUCUUGACUUCCAAUGUGCUUGUGUGACAUUCUUUAACACCUUUUUUUCCCCGAGAGCUGAACAAUGGCAGUGGGCGCCAGGUUCCAUUAUACUUAAAUUUUCUCUCUAGGGCUACCCUUUUUAACUUGUCCUUGUCAAGGAACCAUGCACCUAUCUCCCUCUGCAACAUGGGAACGCUAUCCACCACCCCUUCGGACGGAUCAAGCGUGUCCACCGUUGAGCUUCGAUCGCUGUCACCUGUGCCAGUCGAACCAGCGAGACACAAAGGGCGCCGAGUCAGUGACGUGCAAAAUGAAUGCGCCGCUAUCCCAGAUCCGACCAGCCAUCUGGAACCACAGAAUCGCCUCCAUCAACCGCUCAGACGCUUCAGUUUCCUGAAUGUCAUGGGUUCUGGUAUCCUCAUUGCCGCCCUCCCGCGAAUUGCAAAAGAUGUUAGCAUAUCUGAAGGUCUGAUCCUCUGGCCUGCUGCUGUCUACUCCCUUGCAGCUGGGUGCCUGCUUCUCAUGUUUGGCGCAGUUGCAGACAUUAUUGGGCCAAAGCUCAUGUGGGUCACUGGGAGCUUUCUUUUUGUUGCAUUCACUGUGGCAGUGAGUGCUGCAAGAACAGGUCUUCAGGUCAUUCUCUUCCGCACUUGCCUUGGUGUUGCUAUUUCUAUGUGUCUACCAACAGCUGUUAGUCUGAUCGCGAAUACCUUCCCAAAGGUUCUUGGUGGUAUCUUCACAGACACAAUUGGGUGGAGGUGGGCAUAUAAUAUGAUGUCAUUAGCAUUAGUGCAUCACCAUUUAGACAAGAAAUUGACACGUCGGCUCAUUGAGGAUGUUGAUUGGCUUGGUGAUAUCCAGAAUAUUGUGCUUCUUGUGGUGUCAGGUGUCUUACUGGUUGCAUUCCCAUGCUGGAUGUAUUAUCAAGUCAAGAAUGGAAGGCCAGCACUUAUCCCCAAUAAGCUUUGGAUGAAUUCUUCGUUCACUUCCAUUUGCAUUUCUGUCUUCAUGUCAUACCUUGUCGCACGAGUUGAACUUCGGACGCUGGGUGUAAUUUCAGCCUUGAUAACCAUGAUUGCCCUGGUGCUUAUGGCAACUGUCGACAUCGACGAGGACUAUUGGCUUGCUCCAUUUUGGGCUUUAUUAUUCUCACCGGUUAACCCCGAUAUGCUAUUCACCCUUUCCAAUCUUGUCAUCUCAGACUCCUUCCCAGCUGACAUCCAAUCCCUUGCCGGUGGUGUUUUCAAUGGCGUUUCUCAGUUCGGCAAUUCAGUUGGCCUAGCGGCGACUGCUGCAAUUGUUGCAUCUGUCACGGAGCACUCGGAUAUCAAUCUUAGCCAUAAGGAGCUGGUGAUGAAAGGCUAUCGGUCUGCCUUCUGGACUAUAUUUGCGGCGACCACACUAGUUGUCAUCAUUAGCUUUUUUGGGCUGAGGAAGGGUGGAACUGUGGGGAAAAAGGAUGAGUGA